UUCCUUUUUUACUUCUCUGCUCUUGAAACACUGUUUAGGAAAGAAACUGAGGCAAGAAAGGGUUGUGCAAGGCAACCUGUCUUCUGUAAAAGCUCACAUCUGCUAAAUCUUACAUUGAUUGAGGGGGAGGCUUGAAGAUUUAGCUGCAGUGGUUCAGAAAGUUUCUGGCAACAUCUUAACUCUGGUCUUUCGUUGGAGCUUGUUGCCAUGGGAAGUGGUUCAGCAGAAGGGGCUGGAUGCGGGAUGCCCACAAAGACCCAGGUGAGAAACGGCUCUUUUUGCAUGACUAUGGUAUUCAAGAGAUCUGAACUGUGUCAGGAAACUUGUCACUGAAGUACUCUUGGAAAACUACAGAUCCUUUUGCAGCUGUUAAGCAGAGGUGUCUCCUGAAUUCUCACUAUGUCUGAUGGGGACUAUGAUUACCUCAUAAAAUUUCUAGCACUUGGUGAUUCUGGCGUAGGAAAGACCAGCCUUCUUUACCAAUAUACAGAUGGCAAAUUUAAUUCCAAAUUUAUCACAACAGUGGGCAUUGACUUUCGGGAAAAGAGAGUGGUGUAUAGACCCAAUGGGCCAGAUGGCGUUGGUGGCAGAGGACAGAGGAUACAUCUUCAGCUCUGGGAUACUGCAGGGCAGGAAAGGUUUCGUAGCUUGACAACGGCUUUCUUCAGAGAUGCCAUGGGGUUUCUUUUACUCUUUGAUCUGACAAAUGAGCAAAGCUUUCUGAAUGUCAGGAACUGGAUAAGUCAGCUACAAAUGCAUGCAUAUUGUGAAAACCCUGACAUUGUAUUAUGUGGAAACAAGAGUGAUCUGGAAGACCAAAGAAUGGUGAAAGAAGAAGAGGCUAAGGAACUUGCAGAAAAAUACGGAAUACCGUAUUUUGAAACUAGUGCAGCUAAUGGGAAUAAUGUAAGCAAAGCCAUUGAAACUCUGCUUGACCUCAUUAUGAAGCGCAUGGAACGGUGUGUGGAUAAAUCCUGGAUCCCAGAAGGGGUAGUGCGCUCCAAUGGGCACAGCUCUACAGAACAACUGAAUGAGGAGCAAGAAAAAGGCAAAUGUGGCUGUUAACUCAGUUACAACUAUGUUUAACAUAUACGAUAAAGUAUGAUAAAGUUGCAGCUUAACUGUUUAACUUAUGGACAAAUCACACUGUAGUUAUUUAAUGAGCUAUAUUAAUUCUUUAUAUUAAUUUUUGGUUUUUUCCUCUCAAACAACAUUGACCUUUGCUUGCAAGGUAUGCAGUUUAUUAGUGGUGGGACAGAAGAUUAAUUUGGUGUAGCACUGGAUAUUCCUCUAAUUCUCUACUUUGGAGGGAAGGAGAGGAAUUUUCAUUACCAAAUUUAGAAACAUCUCUCUGUGUGGGCAAUGAGAAAGGGUAGGCUUCUGAACUGAAGGUUUUUCAAUUGCCCUUUGAAGGCUCCAUUAACUACACAGACUAGGCAUUUAGAUUAGAUAUUGUGACAGCUUUUAGUCUCUACUAACAGCAAGCUUACCAACGUGGUUCUUGGUUUUCAACAGAAACAUUUAAUCAUUUCAUCAAUCAAUAACACUCUUAAAGAGCAAAUCCUGUGUUUUCCACAAAAGCCUGCAAGUAGCUUUUCCUUGCUCUCUCAAACCAUUGGUUUUUAGUGAUGAAAACCAAAAGAAAGCUAUUGUAUAUAGAAUAAAAAACUACAGAGAAGCACAGGGGUACAUAUGUAGAGCACUUUGGGUAUGUCAUGAAAUUGAACGUGUAAACUACAACCGUACUAUAUAAAAUAUAUCCAACACAGGCUAUGAGACCUCCUGACAUCAUUUGAAUGUCUAGAACAUGAAUUUACAUGUACUUAUAUUUAAAUGGCAUAACUGUACAUCUGUUGUUAUGUUUCUUUUACGUUACCAUUUUAACAGGAACAUAGGGCAACCUAGAUGUCAGCAAAAUUUCAUCGGAGUUAGUGCUUCACACUGAAUUUGUUUUAUCAAACACAGAUUUGGAAUGUUUCUUUAAAUUUGGAUUGAAAAAUGAAUGAUGAUUGUCUUCUGGUGAGAUACAGCUAAGACACCAGUUCUGUCUAGAUCAGUAUUUCUAUAAAUUUAUAAUGCUCAUUGUAUUCUGCCAACUUUUGUGUCCUGUACAUCUUGGUUAUCAUAUAUUCAUUUAUGGCUUGUUCACUUCCUUUAGGUUGUAUUUAAAAAAGAAUGGAGUUGCUUUUCUUUUUCCCCCUCUACGGAUCACAUAAACGUCAAUUUUUGUUUCAGUGGAUCAUGUUACUCUUUGAUCAUUUUUAUUUAUUCAUACAACCUAAGGAACAAUCAGUAUUUUUUGGGUCUUUUUUCCAGACUGAUUUAUAAGAUGUGCCUACCAAACUGUUUUCUACCCUGGCAGAGGUUGUAUAACUGUAAAGUAUUGCCAAUUAAAGUCAUAACAUGCCAAAUUGAGUCUUGUUACAGACUUCCCACAGCAGUUUGUUUACAAAACUCCAAAGCUAUUACUUCUUUAGAAAUUAUGUAUUUAUUUAUGUAAAUAUUCUAACUACUGCAAUUUCAGGCAAGCAUUGAUACCAGUUGUGAAUGUGAAUUGCAGCAUAACAAAUUUUUUGAAGGACCAAAAAUGUUUCUAGAAUAGGAGCUAAUAAAAAAACCCCCAACAUAUAUAUUUGAUGUAGCCUCUGGUUAUAUUAAUAAUACAAGAAUAAGUGUUAAAACUUGAUUCUUAAAAUAUUUUACAAAGUAAUGCAUUGUUCUUUAACAAACACAACAUGUAAAUAUUAGAUUUUUAUCACAGCCUACACAGAAUAUUUUUAAAGUGCAAUAUAAUUUCACUGCUCUGGGGCUAGGACGGAGAUUAAAGCAAUUUACAUUGAGUAAAUAUAGGUUUUUUUUCCUACUAUACAAUACCAAGAUUCUAAAAUGCUUGUGGACCAGAGUUACUGUAGUUUAACUCAGAGUGCCUUUUGAAGUUACCAUCAUGUUUCUGACCAGUAAAGUAUCAAACUGUACUGUAGGACACAAUACAUUUCAAUGUACUUCAGUGUCUGAAUUUCUUUUAAUGUAACUCUUUGCUUUUCAGAGGGUUGCAGUGGAACUUUGUCAUGUAUUAACUUUAAUGGGAGUUUUUGUGCUUAUAGCUCCAUCCAGUUCCUGAAAACGUUAAGGAUUAUUGCAACUAACUACUGAGCUAAGUGACUACUGAAAUGCUGUAAAAAUAUUUCCUUUUAAAUACUUAUGUUUAGAUUGGAUAUUAAAUACUGAAACUGUCA
Messenger RNA from Haliaeetus leucocephalus (bald eagle), 3236 nucleotides. RefSeq names its product RAB27A, member RAS oncogene family (gene RAB27A). Gene Ontology annotation, molecular function: GTP binding; GTPase activity. The record is from RefSeq and is a predicted model, not a curated record. The coding region runs from base 400 to 1065 and encodes 221 amino acids. Gene Ontology annotation, biological process: melanosome transport; positive regulation of exocytosis. Gene Ontology annotation, cellular component: secretory granule; melanosome. The transcript is spliced from 8 exons. Lineage: Eukaryota; Metazoa; Chordata; Aves; Accipitriformes; Accipitridae.